GGCGCGGUGGCGCGGCCGCGCGUGCGCAGCGGGGGGUGACUUUGAGGGCGGCGGGAUGCUGAGCAAGCUGGUGGGGCCGCGCUACGUGCAGCUGCUGCAGAACUGGACUCCCACCCUCAUUACGUGGGGUGGUGUAGCUGGUACUGGUUUAAUAUGGUUCACAGACUGGAAGCUGGUUCUUCAGUAUGUUCCCUACAUCAGUGGCAAGUUUAAAACUGAAGACUAAGCUUCCCUCUAAUGGAAAUUUAUUGCUGGAUAGAAUGUUUUGGAGCCAUCCGUCCGCUGAGAUCCUGCUUUGAGGUGAACUUGAAAUGCCCAGUACAGAUUCUGCAACAGGUUGUGGUGUCCCCCUCUCUCCCAUGAACAGCUGUGACCGCUUGAUUGUGAACGAAUUUAAUUUUACUGACCAGCCUGUCUAGUACUUUUCCUCUGAUCACUUUCACAGCAGAUCUUUGUCCUAAUGGGAGUUACUUAUAAACCUGAUGUACAAAAUAAACCAAGUCAAUGAUA
Falco peregrinus (peregrine falcon) is the source of this 510-nucleotide messenger RNA. RefSeq names its product cytochrome b-c1 complex subunit 10. Gene Ontology annotation, biological process: mitochondrial electron transport, ubiquinol to cytochrome c. Bases 56 to 226 code for a protein of 56 amino acids. The transcript has 3 exons. The record is from RefSeq and is a predicted model, not a curated record. Gene Ontology annotation, cellular component: mitochondrial inner membrane. NCBI's taxonomy places the organism in Eukaryota, Metazoa, Chordata, Aves, Falconiformes, Falconidae.